This is a messenger RNA of Hyaena hyaena (striped hyena), 6150 nucleotides long. RefSeq names its product NCK associated protein 5 (gene NCKAP5). The transcript is spliced from 20 exons. Gene Ontology annotation, biological process: microtubule depolymerization; microtubule bundle formation. Gene Ontology annotation, cellular component: microtubule plus-end. Bases 341 to 6064 code for a protein of 1907 amino acids. The record is from RefSeq and is a predicted model, not a curated record. Lineage: Eukaryota; Metazoa; Chordata; Mammalia; Carnivora; Hyaenidae.
UCAGAUUAGCUUCACCUUCCACUUGUGAGGCAAAGCCUGCAUUUGAGAAUGGACCAGGGGGAAGGCAAGCAGCUCAGGCACUGCGGAAGCAUCCAGCAAGGGGAUCAUCUCCUCCUGGAGACACAGCCCUGAGAAGCGGUGCGGAAACCAACAGUUAUGCAAAGCCACUGCCAACAUAAUCACGAGCUGCUGUGUGGAGUCUUAAGUACCUCAUGGAAAAAUAACUCUGAAUUGGAAUUCUUCCCAAAAGCCAGCUUCGUUAAUGCUUUGACAACUGAGUGACCCUGGAAACAGAAGGGGAAUUCUUAUAAAUCACAAAGGAAAAUAAAUAACUUCACCCAUGGAGGGAAAGAGACAGCUUGAGAAAAGGGACUUUGGAAAAAGACUGUCUCUAGACAGUAGUCUUGUGGAAUACAUGGACUCCAAUAAAUACAUUGAGCAUCUCCUAACUCAGCUCGAGGAACAACACAGAAGUCUAUGGAGGGAGAAGUUGGCCGUGGCCCGACUCCAGCGAGAAGUUGCCCAAAGAAGAAGUGAGGGGGCCAUGCAUGAGAAGCUGAUGCAUGAAUUGGAAGAGGAGAGACACUUACGUCUUCAGAGUGAGAAGCGGUUGCAGGAGGUGACGCUGGAGUCUGAGCGCAGCAGAGUUCAGAUGCGUGGCCUGCAGCAACAGUUCUCCAGGAUGGAAGAAACAGUGCGAAAUCUAUUGCAGAGUCAAGGGCCUCCAGAGCAGAAAAAAGAAGAAACUGUUAAUAUAAUGAUCUAUCAGGAAAAACUGUCAGAGGAAGAGAAAAAACACAAGGAUGCUUUGGAAGGUCUUCACAUGGUGGUGGGUGAGGAUUCGAGGAGCGAAAGCAGCAGUGUAGACGAGGGGAAAGAAAACACCAAAUUGCUAUUGGAAAGAUUGAAAGCUCUAGAGGCAGAGAAUUCAGCAUUGGCUUUGGAAAAUGAAAAUCAAAGGGAACAGUAUGAGAGAUGUCUUGAUGAGGUAGCCAAUCAAGUUGUUCAAGCUCUUCUCACUCAAAAGGAUCUAAGGGAAGAAUGUGUAAAGUUGAAAACAAGAGUGUUUGAUUUAGAACAACAGAAUCGAACAUUAAGCAUCCUGUUCCAACAGCGAAUCAGACCAACUUCUGAUCUCCUCCAGAAACUUCACUCACGCAUCUUAGAUCUUUCAUCCGGAGAUUUGCUCUCAGAUGUGGGAAGAAGCGGAAGUCUGACGCAGUCACGAACUGAUGUUGAGAUGCAUGAAUGCCAGCUGAAUGCAAAAUCAGGAGCCCCUGCUUUGAAAUGCCCUGGUUUUGGGAUCGUCAUCCCUGGUCAUCUCUGUCCCCGAAACAGCUGCAGCAGCAGCGAAUUGUCUCUUUCGAGCACCUGCAGCGAGAACUCCAGCGGCUCCUCCCACACAUGGCAUGAUGGAAAGAACCUCAGGAAAAGGAAAUCAUCACAAAACUGGGAUAAAAGGCUAAGUAUUGACUCUUCGCUCCCAAGUGGCUUUGCUAGUCCUACAGAUGAACUACCUCCAACUCGUAUUAAGGAAAGUGACAUUUUGGAAGGACUAAGAAAGCUACAGAAGCGAAAGGUGUUACUUGAACCCCCAUCAGUGAUAACCAAAUGGGGUUAUAAAGAUUGCAUGAACUCAAAUGAAGGAAUAUAUUCUCCAGGAAUUAAGAGUAGCAGCCUCAAGGGGUAUCCACCCUGCAAACCAGCUGAUAUGAGGAGCCCCAGUAAGGAGCCCCAUGAGACGUUUGUUUAUGACACAGAUUCCCACGAUGAUGCUGAUAAUGAUUCUUCCUCCUUAGCCUUGCUCCACACAGUCCCAAACCACGGCUGCAGGCUGCACAGUCGUCAAUUAACCCACAGUGUUUCUGACAGCCUAUUUAGCUGGGAGCUGAACAGAAAACACUUUUCAGAAGGCACAUCCUCAGUUUACCCCAGGGAAAGGCCUGAGAAGCGGACCAGUUGUGCCAGCAACUGCCCCUUGGAGAGGAUGCUGUGCCCAAGUGCGCAGGCACCUCAGGCGCAGAGAGAGAGGGAGCCACGCGGCCAGGGCCGUGUGGCUCUCAGGCUGCAGCUUUCAGACACCGAUGACAAUGAAGCCUUUGAUGAGUUGCACAUCGGUAGCAGUGACGAGAAAAGCCAUUCAGACUUGUCACUGACUGCCGACACUGACAAAUCCAUGGAGAAUCUGGACAUCCUCAUGGGAUUUGGAAAAUCUCACCUGGGGUCUCCUGAUGAGGAGGAAACACAAGUGCCCAUCCCCUUAGAGAGUAGACCAAAGACAUUUAGCUUCAUUAAGCAGCAAAGGGUUGUAAAAAGGACUUCUUCAGAAGAAUGCAUUACCGUCAUAUUUGAUGCAGAAGACGGCGAGCCCAUUGAAUUCAGCUCUCACCAGACUGGCUUUGUCACUGUUACCAGAAAUGAAAUUUCCAUCAGUCCGGCCCCUACUGGGCCCAAGGCAGAACACACUGAAAUUUUACCUCAGGGAAUGGCUCAUUUACAGCCAGGAGCUGCAGCAAGAGACUACACUUUCUUGAAGAAACCUGAAGAGGAAACCGAGAAAAACAUUCCAAAAGAUGACGCAGAUAAUGUUACUGCAGCACCCACUGGCUCUUUCAGCUCCAGGACAGUCACACAAAAUAUUCAGCGACCAAGACCGGCCAAACCAAUGCUCACUGUGUCAUGUCAGAGUAAUUCUAGGUCUUCGGUGUCCAUGGGUAUCUAUCAAAAGCAAAGUCUGACAAAAACCCCUGCCAGAGGCAAGUCUUCACCUCAGAAAUCAAAAAUAAUAGAGCCUGAACCCUCCGCAAGAAUCCCCUCAUCUGGCCCAGUGUCUCUUGAAAAAUCACCAGCCUUAGCUCCUGGGAAGCUCUCACGGUUUAAGAAGACUGAGGGCCCAGCACCCCUUUUUGAUUUGCAGCCAGAUUCACACAUUCCAAAACACCCCGGCCAACUUCCUCACGGCUCCAAAAUGUCCAGCAGGAAGGAUUGGGUCCAGUGCUCCAAGAGUCAGAUUCCAGCAUCACAGUUUCUGCCAAGGCCCCUCAAUGAGCCAGGGAACAAUGGAGGACCUCCGAGAAGGGACAAACACUGUGACCCUGGGCCAGAGGCAGGGGUGAAAUCACCUUCCCCCCCACCCCCUCCAGACAGGUCAGGCUCCCUUCUCAUCAGGCCCAGUUAUGACUAUUUGCCACCACCCUCAUCUGCCAAGCCCGACACCAGGGUCCCCAGUGAAACAGGAAGGACCAUAUACAAAUCCCCGCCUCCGAAGGGAUCCUCUGCUCCUAUUAGCUCUUCUAAUCAGAUCCUGACAGAAGUGCCUGGGAAGAAACCUUCUGUGGCCUUCAAGAAGCCUGUCUUCACUCACCCUCUGCCCUCCACAGAAACACUGAUUCAAACCAGAUGUUCUGCUCAUACCCCCACCAGCUCAUUUGCUGUGAUGGCCCCAGGGCCCCCAAAGGUCUCUCCAAAGAGAGGUGUCCCCAGAACCCCGCCUCACCAAACGCUUGGGAUCGUACAAGCAGACACAGGGUUACGGAUUCCCAAGAACUGUCCUUCAGCCCCUGAGCCACUGGAAAUAUCAUCCCCCAAAAGUGUGUCUCCAGGAAGAAAAGGGCAACUGAAUGACUGCGUCCCCACAUCACCCAAGCCUGCCUUGUUAGGGGCAAAUGAGUCACCGUCAUCUCAGGGUAACAGUCACUCAUCAUCACCAUCCUCCAAAAGCCAUAACACCCCACACGGUUGUCAAAACGCUCAAGAGAAAGGACUGAAAACUCGCCUCCCGGUUGGGCUCCGAGUUCUCAUGAAAUCCCCCCAGUUGCUCAGGAAAAGCUCCACGGUGCCAGGGAAACAUGAAAAAGACAGUCUGAAUGAAGCCUCUAAAAGCUCUGUGGCCGUGAACAAGGCUAAGCCAGAGGAUGCCGGGAACCCAGUGAGCCUGGAGACCACAGUGGGUGAAAGAACUGUGACUCCACUGUGUGUUCACACACAGGACAGUUUGGCUGAAGGGCUUCCCCUGGAAACGGCAAUGCCAGAGCCAUUGGAUCAUAGCACCCCUGGGGUUGAUGGAAAAGAUGUGGUAGAAAACAGGGCUGUGAAAAGAUCCCUUUCCUCCAGUAAGCCACACCUAAAACCAGCUCUAGGCAUGAAUGGAGCCAAAGCCCGCACCCAGAGUUUCAGUGCUCACUCUGGGGAUAAGCCCCCAACUCCCCCCAUGGAAGGAGCAGGCAGAGUUCGAACUCAGAUUAUUACCAACACUGCAGAGAGAGGCAACUCCCUCACCCGACAGAGCUCCUCCACGGAGGUCUCACCCAACAAGACCCCAUCAUCCGCCAUGUCUGACAGUCUCCCCAGUGCUGGGAGACCCGUGGGACAUCUCUCCUCCAGGCAAGGCUCCCUAGGGAGUGCAGGAAGCAGCCCCAGUAGCCAGCAUGGGAGCCCAAGCAAGUUGCCUUUGAGGGUCCCUCCAAAAUCUGAAGGGCUCCUCGCCCCACGUGGAACGGAAGACGAGCAGAGCUACACAGAGGAAGGAUGCCCCACGGUGGUGGUCCCUGAGGAACCAAAGAGCGACCACUACAGAUGCCCACCCAUCCCGACAGACUGCCCACGAGCCCUGCAGAAUCCGGGGAGGACAGAGCGUCCACACAGCUUUGAAACAAGCAGGACCUCCAAGAUAGAAACUUCUGGAAGGUGUCCAGAUACUUCCACAACCAGGACUGGCGCUGUGAGCCCCGAAGCCCCCCUCUCACCCACAAUUGAAGAAAAGGUCAUGUUGUGCAUUCAGGAAAAUGUGGAAAAGGGCCAAGUGCAAACAAAGUCUCCCUCUGUGGAAGCGAAGCCAAAGCCGGGGCCUUCCUUUGCCAGCUGGUUUGGUUUUCGGAGAAGUCGACUUCCAGCUCUCAGUAGCAGGAAAAUGGAUGUCUCCAAAACCAAAGUGGAAAAGAAGGAUGCAAAAGGUUUGGGGUUUGGAAACAAACAGCUAAAAUCAGAGAGAAAAAAAGAGAAAAAGAAGCCUGAGCUGCAGUGUAAGACAGAAAAUGAGCCUCCCAGGAACACCAUGUUGACAGAAAGCCCAGACACUAGUUUACCAAGCAAAAAUAAUUUGAAAACUCCCCAAGGCAUUUAUGACCAAAUGAAGUUUGAACCAAGAAAUAGACCCAGCCCUGUCACAUGUUCAACAAAAGAUACAUUUAUGACGGAACUUUUGAACAGAGUUGAUAAGAAAGCCGCUCACCAGACAGAAAGUGGAUCAAAUAAUGUUUCCUGCAGGAGUGUGUUAAAGGGCAGCUCCCAGGGCUCCUGUCUCACCAGCAGCUCUACAAGCACUCAAGGAAACCACAAGAAAAACAUCAAAACCAAAGCCGAUGUGGAAAUGCAGAAAAGCUCCCUGAUAAAAGAAGCAAGUGGAAACCUGCAAGAGGAUGAAGAUACAGUCGCAGAGUCCACAUUUCAGAGCCACAUCAUAGAAUCAAACUGCCUGAUGAGGACACUGGACAGUGGGAUUGGAACCUUCCCCCUCCCAGACUCUGGAAAUCGCUCCACAGGGCGGUACACAUGCCACCCAGACUCCCCAGAGGACACGGAGCCCAUCCUGUCUCUCCAGCCAGCACUUUGUGCAGCCUCUUCUGUCAGAGCUCAGACCCUUGAACGAGAAGUGCCUUCCUCUGCAGACCGCCGCGCAUCUGCAGAUAAUGCCAUUGUUCAUUCCACCUCGGACCCCAUCAUGACCGCCAGGGGGAUGCGUCCUCUUGAAAGUCGCCUCCCCAAACCAGCCUCCUCAGGAAAAAUCAAUUCCCAAAAGCAGAAUGAAGCAGAGCCAAGGCCUCAGACCUGCUCGUCAUUUGAAUAUGCCGAAAACACAAUGGAACCUGAGCAGUUCCCAGACUGGGAGGGUGGAGACCCCACAGCUGAGACCCAGGACAAGGUACCCAGAAUGUGUGCGUACUCUGCCAGUGGUGGCAGUGAUAGUGAAAGUGACCUGCACUAUGGAAAUAAUGGUUUUGGAGCUGGAAGGGGCAAGUUAGUGAAAGCAAUGAAGAGCGCCACCCAAGAAAUUGAAACAAGUUGAAGAAACAAAAGAAGAUCCUGAGAAUAGAUUAUCUCAAAUUUCCCUGGAGUCAUUCAAUAAAUAUAACGGCAAAACUAUGAUUCUGU